GUAUAUCUCAGAAUUGCCUUCAGCACAGCAGCAGACAGCGACUGCACCAUGGCUCAAGUCCCAGUGCAGACGAUCCAUAGGGAUCCCCAGUUACUCUACUGGAUCCUCCUUCCCAUCACGGUGGUUAUGGUUCUGACCGGCAUCCUCCGGCACUAUGUCACCGUUAUUCUGGCGACUCCCCCGAAGGCUCUUGACCAGAAAGCCCAGCGCGAGCAGCGCUCCCUCCUGCGCGGCAUCAAUGUGCGGUCCAACUUCCAUGUGCUCUCGAAGCGUUCUUUCAACGCCCGCCGCGAUGCACUUACGGCAGCCUACGAGUCCGGCGCGUACCUCAAGGCGCCCGAAAACAGGGGUCAGGCGCCACCGAACCCCAUGACGGACCCCAAUGCCAUGGAGGGCAUGAUGGGUGCCAUGAAGGGACAGAUGGCCAUGAUUAUCCCGAACACACUUAUAAUGAGCUGGAUCAACGCGUUCUUCAGUGGCUACGUGAUCAUGAAAUUGCCGUUCCCCCUCACUAUCAAGUUCAAGAGCAUGCUCCAGGCCGGUGUGGCCACCAAAGACAUGGACCCCAGGUGGAUGUCUAGCAUUUCGUGGUAUUUCUUGUGUAUUUUUGGACUACAACCUGUGUUCAACUUCAUCCUUGGAAGUGACAAUGCUGCCAAUCAGAUGACCCAGCAGAUGGGCCAGAUGGGCCCCCAACAGCAGCAGAUGUUUGGUCCUGGCGUUGAUCCAGACAAGCAGUUUCUGGCCGAGGCCGAGAAUCUUGCCGUCAUUGAGCAUUAUUCCGUCCUUGAUAAUGUGGAGGACCGGCUGCUCGAGAGCAUCUGGGCUUGAUACCCGCCAGGAGUUUUUGUCGGGGACGGGAAGAUGGCGCUCAUCCCGGACUGUAGACAUAGAGAUUCGUAUAAACCAUCUUGAUAUGAUGGCAAGUGAGCAAAACUCUCUCAGAGCUCCCACCACAGCGUGCACCCCAGGCCUUGCGCCUUCAUGCUCCCCUUCACGACGUAGGGCGGUAGUCUCACCUCCUGUGGGGCCUCUUCGCCCGGGGCGACGGAUGGCUUUGUAGGGGUCUGAUCGUUCCACUCCUCGCCGGUGACAGCCAGGCGGACAGUCUCGUGGAUAUCCCAGUAGAGAGGACCGUUUUCGCUUUCCCAAACCCAGAGCUGCUCGUUGUGGUCGUACUGACAGCCCUCGGGCAGCUCCUCAGCCUCGACGAAGAUGUCGUCGAAGAAAUCAGUGCGAACGUGGAUGCCGUCGGGCGAACACCUGCUGAUACGGCCCAUGAUGACCUCGCCUUUGAAAGGCCGGAAGACAACGAGGCGGAAUUCGGCGUUCACAUUUGCUGUUCCGGUGCCAUGACCAAUCAGGCCUUCAGAGGCCCAUAGGAGAUCAUAAAGACAGACACAGAGACCGAUCUUCUUGUUGGCAUACUUGGCAUUGAUAUUGUCCUCAAUAGCCUGCAUGCUCUUCUUGUGAAAAUCCUGAGGGGUGAUCUGGACCAGAUCUGCAAUUUUUGUCAACAUAAACAUCUUGGUCUGGUGAUGUGACCGGGAGGUAGUGCUUGAGUUUUAAGUAGGUUCUAUGUUCAAGUUCAAAGGAAAGAAAAAAUGGAUGAUUUUGGGCGGACGACGGUCACUGCUGGCAUCCUCUGAAAAAGACUGGUGUACCAGACGACAAGCUUGGUAAUCUCAGCUCACAGAUUGUCUUUCAGAAAGAAAAUGACUGGCCAGCCUCCUCC
Messenger RNA from Cryphonectria parasitica EP155, 1735 nucleotides. RefSeq lists its product as uncharacterized. The transcript has 9 exons. The coding region runs from base 49 to 831 and encodes 260 amino acids. Gene Ontology annotation, biological process: protein folding in endoplasmic reticulum. Lineage: Eukaryota; Fungi; Ascomycota; Sordariomycetes; Diaporthales; Cryphonectriaceae. The record is from RefSeq and is a predicted model, not a curated record. Gene Ontology annotation, cellular component: membrane; EMC complex.